Molecule: messenger RNA, 1471 nt
Organism: Prunus dulcis (almond)
Lineage: Eukaryota; Viridiplantae; Streptophyta; Magnoliopsida; Rosales; Rosaceae
Product: protein PHYTOCHROME KINASE SUBSTRATE 3-like
Exons: 2
Coding region: 131-1279 (382 amino acids)
Biological process (GO): phototropism
Source: RefSeq, a predicted model, not a curated record
AUGAGGGAAAGAGGUGGCCAAGUUGCAAUUUAGCCCAAGGAUGUAGGCCCCUCCCACAAGCCUACUUAUAGGAACUGGUUCUCAAGAAGCAUGGUCAUCUCCAAUCCUCCUAUCAAACUUGAAAGAAACCAUGGAAGGAAAAGCAAACAACAGUGCUCAUACCCGGGAUGCUUCAUUUUCUUCUUACAUCAGCGGAGCAGAAGGGAACUUUGUCCUCAAACUUGCAGGGUCAGUUCAGACUCCCCCUCCUGCCAUGACCUUGAGCCGAAAGACUGAGGAGGGAGAAAUCAGCGUCUUUGGUGCUGAAAGGUAUUUCAACAUGAUGCUGGAAGAUGAGGGUCCAAGAAUUGUGGACUAUAACGCAAGCAAACAUGGGCAUAAUAAGAAAGAAAACAGAACUGGUCAGCACUACAAGCAACCAAAUAGCAGGCCAGGAACUCCUAGUACUUGUUCUGAAGCAAGUUGGAACAGCCAAAGCGCCUUGUUACCGUCUCUGAGAAACUCAUCUCACAAUAAGAAGAAAAAGGUAAAUGGAAAGAUUAAAAGCUUUUCUAUUUUCGGCUGCAAUGGAUGUUCAGAUAAGAAAGCCAUUUAUAUUCAUGAGAUAAAUGCUGGGCAUGGAGGGCAUCAUGGUAAAGACGCCAGGAAGCAAAGUGUUCGAAUUGAUCAAAAUCCUGUCAAGCAGUCUCAACCAAGAGUCAAGGAAAGAGAUGAGCUUCACUACUCUAGCUUUCAAACAUCACACAAGGAAGAGCAUUUUGCAUUCACAAAUUUGAAUUCUAGUGCACAGAAAUCUGCAGCUAAAUCAGAGUUGGGAGAAAAGAAAACAAAAGAAGAAGAAGAGCCACGAAAGUCACCGGAGGUGUUUGGAUCCCACAUGAUGAAGGGAGACAUAGUAGCAAUAAAUCUGGAGAGAAGACUCUCCAUGCUAAGUUGGGAUGCCAUUCCAAAAGCUCAAAGCCUCUCAAAUGCUUCGGUGACAGGUCCGGUGAUCAAUGAAGAUGUAGAGAGUGAUGCUAGUUCAGAUUUGUUUGAGAUAGAGAACCUACCUGGCAGUGGACAAACACCGUUUACAAGUCACACAUCUGAUGGAAUGUCUGUGGCCUCCGCUGCCCGGUAUGAGUCAAGUGAGACCAGCAUGGAGUGGAGUGUUGUCACAGCCAGUGAUGAAAAGAAACUGGCAGCAAACGGCAGAACACCUGAUCCAACAACCACUGGCACAGCAGGAGUUGCUCAAAGGUUAGAAUCUUCAAUGGAAAAGGGGGAAGUUACCGUCUGAGACUGUGGCAAGAAAAUUACUACGUGCAACAUGCCUUUGCCUUGGGAGGGUUAUGAUCAAACUAUGCAAAUGCAUUACUGUCUUUGUACAUGCCAGAGUGAAUGCGCAAUGGAAUGAUGAAAUAUUUGAGAAAGUUUGUCAAACUUCCAUCUUUAUAUUAAUCUACAGCUAAUCAUUUGAUUGUUCUAAGUU